CUGCACAAACCAACCACACAGAGAAGGCCAGUAUAGAUUCGGAAACAGAAAACAAAAGCAGGAAAAGUGACCUUAGCCCGGAUUCUGCCAUCCCCGGAAGGCUUAUUCCUCCUAUGGGCAAAGGAGCAAAGGGAGCCAGAAGAUGAAAGCGAGCUCAGGGAGGUGCGGGCUGGUGCGGUGGCUGCAGGUACUGUUGCCCUUCCUGUUGUCUUUGUUCCCCGGGGCUCUCCCAGUCCAGAUCCGCUAUUCAAUUCCAGAGGAGCUGGCCAAAAACUCGGUCGUAGGAAACCUCGCCAAGGAUCUGGGGCUCAGCGUCCGGGACUUGCCAGCCCGGAAGCUGCGGGUUAGCGCGGAGAAGGAAUAUUUCACAGUAAACCCAGAAAGCGGAGACUUACUUGUGAGUGACAGAAUAGACCGAGAACAGAUAUGCGGGAAGCAGCCUCUGUGUGUUCUGGAUUUCGAUACUGUCGCUGAAAAUCCACUAAAUAUUUUCUACAUAGCAGUAAUUGUGCAGGAUAUAAAUGAUAAUACCCCGCUAUUCAAACAGACUAAGAUUAAUUUAAAAAUUGGCGAAUCCACUAAGCCAGGUACAACAUUUCCACUUGACCCAGCCCUGGAUUCAGAUGUUGGUCCUAACUCACUACAAAGAUACCACCUUAAUGACAACGAGUACUUUGAUCUCGCUGAGAAACAGACUCCAGAUGGUCGUAAAUAUCCUGAGUUGAUUCUAAAACACUCUCUGGACAGAGAAGAGCACAGUUUACAUCAAUUGGUCCUCACAGCUGUGGAUGGCGGAGACCCACCUCAAAGUGGCACGACCCAAAUCCGAAUCAAAGUCACGGAUGCCAACGAUAACCCUCCAGUGUUCAGCCAGGACGUGUACAGGGUCACCCUGAGGGAGGACGUGCCGCCGGGCUUCUUUGUGCUUCAAGUGACAGCCACCGACCGGGAUGAAGGCAUAAACGCAGAGAUCACCUACUCCUUUCAUAAUGUGGACGAACAAGUGAAACACUUUUUCAACUUAAAUGAAAAAACAGGAGAAAUCACGACAAAGGAUGAUUUGGAUUUUGAGAUUGCAAGUAGUUACACUCUGAGUAUCGAAGCAAAAGAUCCUGGAGAUCUAGCAGCCCACUGCAGUAUCCAAGUUGAAAUUCUUGAUGACAACGAUUGUGCACCUGAAGUUAUUGUGACUUCAGUAUCUACUCCCCUACCGGAGGAUUCGCCACCAGGAACAGUGAUCGCCUUGAUAAAAACGAGAGACAGAGACUCUGGAGAAAAUGGAGAAGUUUACUGCCAAGUGUUGGGAAAUGCCAAGUUUAUUUUGAAAUCUUCCUCAAAGAACUAUUACAAACUAGUGACAGACGGCGCUCUGGACCGGGAGGAGAUCCCAGAAUACAAUCUCACCAUCACAGCCACCGACGGGGGCAAGCCGCCCCUCUCCUCCAGCAUAAUUGUCACCCUGCACAUCUCCGACGUCAACGAUAAUGCCCCAGUUUUCCAACAGACUUCCUACAUGGUUCACGUGGCAGAGAACAAUCCUCCUGGCGCCUCUAUCGCUCAAAUCAGUGCCUCUGACCCUGACUUGGGCCCCAGUGGCCAAGUUUCCUACUCCAUCGUAGCGAGCGACCUGAAGCCGCGGGAGAUUUUAUCCUACGUGUCCGUGAGCGCGCAGAGCGGGGUGGUGUUCGCGCAGCGCGCCUUCGAUCAUGAGCAGCUGCGCGCCUUCGAGCUCACACUGCAGGCCCGCGACCAGGGCUCGCCCGCGCUCAGCGCCAACGUGAGCCUGCGCGUGUUAGUGGGCGACCUCAAUGACAAUGCGCCACGGGUGCUGUACCCCGCGCUGGGGCCUGAUGGCUCCGCCCUCUUCGAUAUGGUGCCACGCGCCGCAGAGCCCGGCUACCUGGUGACCAAGGUGGUGGCGGUGGACGCAGACUCAGGACACAACGCUUGGCUGUCCUACCACGUGCUGCAGGCCAGCGAGCCCGGGCUCUUCAGCCUGGGGUUGCGCACGGGUGAGGUGCGCACAGCGCGUGCCUUGGGCGACAGGGACGCGGCCCGCCAGCGCCUGCUGGUCGCUGUGCGUGAUGGAGGACAGCCGCCACUCUCCGCUACGGCCACGCUGCACCUAAUCUUCGCGGAUAGCCUGCAAGAGGUAUUGCCAGACCUCAGCGACCGCCGGGAGCCCUCUGACCCCCAGGCAAAACUGCAGUUUUACCUGGUUGUGGCCUUGGCCUUGAUCUCAGUGCUCUUCUUCCUCGCGGUGAUUCUGGCAAUCUCCCUGCGCCUGCGACUCUCUUCCAGGUCAGAUGCUUGGGACUGUUUUCAGCCUGGUCUCAGCUCCAAGCCUGGACCUGGGGUUCUCCCCAAUUACAGUGAGGGUACAUUGCCCUAUUCCUACAACCUGUGUGUUGCCUCACAAUCAGCCAAGACAGAGUUCAAUUUUCUGAACAUAACCCCGGAAUUGGUUCCCGCGCAAGAUCUCGUCUGUGACAAUGCCUCUUGGGAACAAAAUACAAAUCAUGGAGCCGCUGGGGUCCCUUUUGCCUCAGAUACUAUUUUGAAGCAAGCCCCGCCCAACACGGACUGGCGUUUCUCUCAGGCCCAGAGACCCGGCACCAGCGGCUCCCAAAAUGGCGAUGACACCGGCACCUGGCCCAACAACCAGUUUGACACAGAGAUGCUGCAAGCCAUGAUCUUGGCGUCCGCCAGUGAAGCUGCUGAUGGGAGCUCCACCCUGGGAGGGGGUGCCGGCACCAUGGGAUUGAGCGCCCGCUACGGACCCCAGUUCACCCUGCAGCACGUGCCCGACUACCGCCAGAAUGUCUACAUCCCAGGCAGCAAUGCCACACUGACCAACGCAGCUGGCAAGCGGGAUGGCAAGGCCCCAGCAGGUGGCAAUGGCAACAAGAAGAAGUCGGGCAAGAAGGAGAAGAAGUAACAUGGAGGCCAGGCCAAGAGCCACAGGGCGGCCUCUCCCCAACCAGCCCAGCUUCUCCUUACCUGCACCCAGGCCUCAGAGUUUCAGGGCUAACCCCCAGAAUACUGGUAGGGGCCAAGGCCAUGCUCCCCUUGGGAAACAGAAACAAGUGCCCAGUCAGCACCUACCCCUUCCCCCCCAGGGGGUUGAAUAUGCAAAAGCAGUUCCGCUGGGAACCCCCAUCCAAUCAACUGCUGUACCCAUGGGGGUAGUGGGGUUACUGUAGACACCAAGAACCAUUUGCCACACCCCGUUUAGUUACAGCUGAACUCCUCCAUCUUCCAAAUCAAUCAGGCCCAUCCAUCCCAUGCCUCCCUCCUCCCCACCCCACUCCAACAGUUCCUCUUUCCCGAGUAAGGUGGUUGGGGUGUUGAAGUACCAAGUAACCUACAAGCCUCCUAGUUCUGAAAAGUUGGAAGGGCAUCAUGACCUCUUGGCCUCUCCUUUGAUUCUCAAUCUUCCCCCAAAGCAUGGUUUGGUGCCAGCCCCUUCACCUCCUUCCAGAGCCCAAGAUCAAUGCUCAAGUUUUGGAGGACAUGAUCACCAUCCCCAUGGUACUGAUGCUUGCUGGAUUUAGGGAGGGCAUUUUGCUACCAAGCCUCUUCCCAACGCCCUGGGGACCAGUCUUCUGUUUUGUUUUUCAUUGUUUGACGUUUCCACUGCAUGCCUUGACUUCCCCCACCUCCUCCUCAAACAAGAGACUCCACUGCAUGUUCCAAGACAGUAUGGGGUGGUAAGAUAAGGAAGGGAAGUGUGUGGAUGUGGAUGGUGGGGGCAUGGACAAAGCUUGACACAUCAAGUUAUCAAGGCCUUGGAGGAGGCUCUGUAUGUCCUCAGGGGACUGACAACAUCCUCCAGAUUCCAGCCAUAAACCAAUAACUAGGCUGGACCCUUCCCACUACAUAAUAGGGCUCAGCCCAGGCAGCCAGCUUUGGGCUGAGCUAACAGGACCAAUGGAUUAAACUGGCAUUUCAGUCCAAGGAAGCUCGAAGCAGGUUUAGGACCAGGUCCCCUUGAGAGGUCAGAGGGGCCUCUGUGGGUGCUGGGUACUCCAGAGGUGCCACUGGUGGAAGGGUCAGCGGAGCCCCAGCAGGAAGGGUGGGCCAGCCAGGCCAUUCUUAGUCCCUGGGUUGGGGAGGCAGGGAGCUAGGGCAGGGACCAAAUGAACAGAAAGUCUCAGCCCAGGAUGGGGCUUCUUCAACAGGGCCCCUGCCCUCCUGAAGCCUCAGUCCUUCACCUUGCCAGGUGCCGUUUCUCUUCCGUGAAGGCCACUGCCCAGGUCCCCAGUGCGCCCCCUAGUGGCCAUAGCCUGGUUAAAGUUCCCCAGUGCCUCCUUGUGCAUAGACCUUCUUCUCCCACCCCCUUCUGCCCCUGGGUCCCCGGCCAUCCAGCGGGGCUGCCAGAGAACCCCAGACCUGCCCUUACAGUAGUGUAGCGCCCCCUCCCUCUUUCGGCUGGUGUAGAAUAGCCAGUAGUGUAGUGCGGUGUGCUUUUACGUGAUGGCGGGUGGGCAGCGGGCGGCGGGCUCCGCGCAGCCGUCUGUCCUUGAUCUGCCCGCGGCGGCCCGUGUUGUGUUUUGUGCUGUGUCCACGCGCUAAGGCGACCCCCUCCCCCGUACUGACUUCUCCUAUAAGCGCUUCUCUUCGCAUAGUCACGUAGCUCCCACCCCACCCUCUUCCUGUGUCUCACGCAAGUUUUAUACUCUAAUAUUUAUAUGGCUUUUUUUCUUCGACAAAAAAAUAAUAAAACGUUUCUUCUGAAAA
This is a messenger RNA of Homo sapiens (human), 4740 nucleotides long. It is a transcript of the gene PCDHGB2, whose product is annotated as protocadherin gamma subfamily B, 2. Gene Ontology annotation, biological process: homophilic cell-cell adhesion; cell adhesion. The coding region runs from base 143 to 2938 and encodes 931 amino acids. The record is from RefSeq and is marked reviewed. The transcript has 4 exons. Lineage: Eukaryota; Metazoa; Chordata; Mammalia; Primates; Hominidae. Gene Ontology annotation, cellular component: plasma membrane; membrane. Gene Ontology annotation, molecular function: calcium ion binding.